Messenger RNA from Brassica oleracea var. oleracea, 1170 nucleotides. RefSeq names its product probable protein phosphatase 2C 39. The transcript has 6 exons. Gene Ontology annotation, biological process: protein dephosphorylation. Gene Ontology annotation, molecular function: protein serine/threonine phosphatase activity. The record is from RefSeq and is a predicted model, not a curated record. Gene Ontology annotation, cellular component: cytosol; nucleus. The coding region runs from base 69 to 929 and encodes 286 amino acids. NCBI's taxonomy places the organism in Eukaryota, Viridiplantae, Streptophyta, Magnoliopsida, Brassicales, Brassicaceae.
UGCAUUUACGCUUGUUCUUUUAUUACAUCAACAUAUUACAUUUACAAUCGAGUUCUCAUCUUCGAGCCAUGACCGGUAAGGAAGUUCUCCACAAGAUGAAGGAAACCGUCAAGGAGAAAGUUGGGCUUGGUUCGUCAGCAGAUUCAGGGAAGGGAAAGAGCAAGAUGUCAAAGCAGAUAACACACGGUUUCCACUUGUUGAAAGGGAAAGCUCUCCACGAGAUGGAGGAUUACGUGGUUGCCAAGUUUAAAGAAGUCGAUGACAAUGAGCUUGGCCUCUUUGCUAUCUUCGAUGGCCAUCUCAGCCACGAGAUUCCUGACUACUUAUGCUCCCAUUUGUUUGACAACAUCUUGAAAGAGCCAAAUUUCUGGCAAGAGCCCGAGAAAGCGAUAAAGAAAGCUUAUUACAUAACAGACACUAAGAUUCUAGACAAGGCUUCUGACUUGGGGAAAGGAGGUUCCACUGCUGUGACUGCUAUAUUAAUCAACUGUCAGAAGCUGGUGGUAGCUAACGUUGGAGACUCUCGAGCUGUUAUUUGUAAAAGUGGUGUUGCCAAGCCACUCUCUGUCGAUCAUGAACCUAACAUGGAGAAGGAUGAAGUAGAGAGCAGAGGCGGAUUCGUCUCAAACUUUCCUGGGGACGUUCCUAGAGUUGAUGGUCAACUGGCUGUGACAAGGGCCUUUGGUGAUAAGAGUUUGAAGAUGCAUUUGAGUUCUGAACCAUAUGUUACGAUGGAAGUCAUUGAUGAUGAUGCAGAGUUUCUUAUCCUAGCUAGUGAUGGACUUUGGAAGGUCAUGUCGAACCAAGAAGCGGUUGACUCGGUUAAGGGUAUAAAAGAUGCAAAGUCUGCAGCAAAGCGCCUUGCAGAGGAAGCUGUUGCAAGAAAAAGCUCAGAUGAUAUCUCAGUGGUCGUCGUGAAGUUUCAGUGAGCUCAGUUACGCUAGGAGAGAAGAAGAGAGACCUCUGCAGAUUCAAUUGUUCAUAAGUCUUACCGGUCACUGAAACAAGUAAAGAGUCUUUGAGUUUGGACCAGCUAAAGAAUCAGAACAUGAAACAAAACAUUGGCAUUUCCUCUGUACGAUGCAAUCGUCACCACUUCUAUUUGCUCUUCUACUUUUUUUUCUUUCUAUUCCAACCUAUUUGUCUGUUUGUGAGAAUAAAAUAAACAGU